GGUGAUGGCUGUUUUGGCACAUCGCGACUCGUGCUGCGGGACGAAAUGGAGCCGAUGACGUACGAAACAUAUCUGGACGCCGAGGCGCGCUGGCCGUCGACGGGCCGCGUGGUGCUGGCUCACCAGACGCCGUCGCACGUCGUCGUGUACCAGGCGUACAAUCCCACACUCGCGACGGCCAUCGUGGCGGCGCAGUGUCUGCAUGCGCCAAGCGUCGUUGCCGCCGGCUACAGCCUCCAGCGCAUGACGUGGAUCAAGCCCAACUUUCUCUGGAUGAUGUUUCGGUCCAAGUGGGCGACAGCGCGCAACCAGGAACGCAUUCUGGCCCUCUACGUGCAUCGCGCUGCGUUCAACCAGCUGAUUACGGACGGCGUGCUCAGCGCGUGCGACGAUGGCGCCGUGACCCGGGACGAGUGGACACAGCGCAUCCAAAGCUCCAACAUUCGCUUGCAGUGGGACCCGGACCACGUGCCCGACGGAAGCCGCCACCUCGGACGCCGCGCGCUGCAGAUUGGCCUCCGCGGCGACGCGCUGCUCGCGUUCUCAUCGACGAUGGUCGAUGGCAUCGUGGACGUGACCGACUUUGUCGCGUCGCAGCGACCUUGCGUCGCAGCCAUGCACCUCGAUGCGCUUCUCGUGCCGCGCGAAGACGUGUUUGAGUGGAACCCUCUGGAGCCCGCCACGUCAUCGCCACACCAAGACGAGAAGAGCACACCAAGACUAGAAGAGGCCACGUGGUGUUAGAAUGAUAAUCCUAUCAGUCGUGUGAGGGA
Messenger RNA from Saprolegnia parasitica CBS 223.65, 773 nucleotides. RefSeq lists its product as hypothetical. The record is from RefSeq and is a predicted model, not a curated record. Bases 46 to 744 code for a protein of 232 amino acids. NCBI's taxonomy places the organism in Eukaryota, Oomycota, Saprolegniomycetes, Saprolegniales, Saprolegniaceae. The transcript has a single exon.